Molecule: messenger RNA, 4845 nt
Organism: Rubroshorea leprosula
Lineage: Eukaryota; Viridiplantae; Streptophyta; Magnoliopsida; Malvales; Dipterocarpaceae
Source: the annotation of a GenBank genome assembly
GCCGAGUCUUAUUGCUCGUGGUUUUAAGGUAGAAGAUUUCUUGCAAUUACCAAAAAACCCAGAAGAUGGUAUGACUCUUCAAACCCUUUUUCUCUAAACUCUAAAACAUAUGAUACAUGGUUUUCAAUAAAAUAUCUAUACAACUAAUACUUAUUUGAUGCAAUAGCGUACAUCAAAUGAAAUCAAUAUAUGGAGUGAAGAGAAACUGGCAACGAUUUCUCUCUGCACCUAACAAUUAAUCACUCAUGAGGCACAGCCGGUCUCAAUAGCUUUUAUGUGGUUAUGAUCCUCAUAGCUAGGAGGAGAUGAAGAAUGCCAUGAAGAUGAGAUGAUUGGAGCUGGAAUCCAGUAUUUUCUCCACAAAAUUUUACGGUGCUCAUCAAAUCUAGUGAACCCUCAAAUACUCUCUUUUCUGUACACUAAUUACAUUUCUUCAAGUUGCUUUGCUCUUAACUUAUUUGGUUUUCAUUCUUGUUUCUUACAUAUUUCAACAUGCUUUUCAUACCAAGAAAACAUAUCUGGUCUGAACAUGAUUGUAUGCAUCACUGUCAAGAGUUUAAUUGUGCUAGCCAUGCUUUUCUGAGUCUCUAAGCAAGUAAGCAUAAUGGCUGAACUCGUCCUCAACUUCGUCACCCCAAUCAUAGAGAAUGCAGUUUCCAAAGCAAUUUCAUUUGCUUCUACACAAAUCAGCACGGCGUGGGGUCUGGAGAGGGAGCUGAGGGAGCUUGCUCAAACACUAACUAUGAUCCAAGGAUUGCUUCAAGAUGCUGAAUGGAGGCAAGAAAGCAAUCCAGCCAUAAGGAAUUGGUUACAGCACCUCAGAGAUGUAGCUUAUGAUGCAGUGGAUGUACUGGACGAGUACGGUUAUGAGGUUCUUAAGCACAAAGUUCAGACUCAAGGCCCAAAGAAGAAACAGGUGCGCACCUUUUUUUGUCUCUCCAAUCGCACUGCCAUUCGUCUUAACAUGGCUAAUGAAAUUAGGAAGAUUAAUGAGUCUCUGGUUAGAAUCAAAGACAAUGGGGUUUUGGUUUUGCUGAUCAGAUUUAAUGACCAGAGUCAUUCUACUGCCAGUGUUAGGCAAUAUCCUAAGACAGAUUCCAUCCUCGACUGUUCAAAAGUUGUUGGAAGGCAUAAUGAUGUCUUAAAAAUUGUCAACAUGUUAGAUAACAUAAGGAGUCAACAUGUCCUCUCUGGCAUUUCAAUAGUGGGCUUUGGGGGCAUAGGCAAGACAACAUUAGCGAAGUCAAUAUGCAGUAUGGUAAAAGAACAAAAGUUGUAUGACCUGGUGGCUUGGGUUUGUGUGUCUGAGGAAUUUGAUGAGAAAAUAAUAUUAGGAGAUAUGUUAGAAUACCUUGAUAGUUCUGUUGGUCGUAUGAAUAAUAUAGAUGCACUUAUUCAGAAGCUUGGGCAGGAGUUAGAAAAUAGAAAAUUUCUUCUAGUUCUUGAUGAUGUGUGGAAUGAUGAUAGAGACAAGUGGGAUAGUUUCAUAUCUCGUUUGUUAAAAAUUUUAAAAACCGGUGGAAACUCCAUUCUUGUGACUACUCGUAGUGUUAAGGUAGCAUCCAUAAUGGAGGCACUUCCAAUGCAAAAACAUGAUACGGUAAAGCUAUCGGAUCAUGAAUGUUGGUUGAUAAUUGAGGACGUAGUUCUCAGGUCAUCAACGGAAACUUCAAUACCUUUGGAUUUAGAAGGUAUUGGACAAGAAAUUGCCAAAAAAUGUGGGGGGUUGCCAUUAGUUGCAAGUGUAAUUGGAGGAACAUUGAGUCGUGAAAUGAAGACAGAUAAGUGGCAAGAGAUUCUUGAUGAUGAAGCAUGGAUGUUGCAAGAUGAAAAUAAGAAGAUUUUAUCUGUACUGAAAAUGAGUUUUGAUCGUUUGCCUUCAUCCUUAAAAAAGUGCUUCUCUUAUUGUUCAAUUUUUCCCAAGGAUGCUGUCAUUUUCAAAGAUGAUUUAAUUCAACUCUGGACGGCUCAAGGGUUUGUUCACAGAUCUAACGGAGGCCUCGUGGAAAUGGAGGAUAUUGGUGAUGAGUACUUCAAUGAGUUGUUAUCUAAUGCUUUAUUCCAAGAUAUUGAAUUGGAUUUUUAUGGAAAUAUUGAAUCUUGUAAAAUGCAUGAUCUAGUGCAUGAUCUUGCAUUGCUUGUUUCAAAAGGUGAAACCUUGAUUUUGGAUGCCAGUUGCAACAUGGAUGACCAGAAUUUUAAUACUAUUCGACAUUUAAGAGUCAAGUCUGAUGGAAAGGAUCUUCCAACCAUUCCAAAAGGUAUUGCUCAAAGGUUGCAUUCUUUGUUUUCGAAGGUUGGUGUCUUCUGUAGCAUGGCAUCAGAUCUUAAAAGCCUGAGAUCUUUAAAAUUAAUGAGAGAUAAGGAAAAGAAGUUGCCAGCUUCUCUUGGAAAAUUGAAGCAUUUGAGGUACCUUGACAUCUCAGAAACUAAUGUCACAGCAGUACCAAAAUCCUUCUCUAAGCUCUAUAAUUUGCAGACUUCAAAAUUUGUCCACAACUAUUAUUUUGAACAGCUUCCCAAGCUUUCCAAUGGCAUGGCAAAUCUCAUCAGCUUGAGGCAUAUCUAUUCUAAUCAUCCAUGGGAUAUAUCCAUUAUGCAGUUAACUUCCCUUCGAACACUACUAUCACCCAUUGUUGCCGGCACAAAAAAGGGAUGCCAGAUUGAAGACCUUGGAUGCAUAACCCAACUUGGAGGAAAACUAGAGAUUUCGAAGCUUGAAUAUGUAAGAUCCAAAUCAGAAGCCUCUAAAGCAAACCUGAAAGAAAAGACAAAAUUGCAUCAAUUGAAAUUAUGCUGGAGUAGUCGGCAUGAAAGAGCAGUCAACAACAACAACAAUGAUGAAGAGGUUCUAGAAAGCCUUCAGCCUCAUUCAACUUUGAAAAGCCUCACUAUUGAUGGUUACAUAGGAAAGAGGUUUCCAUCUUGGAUGGUGAAUGAUGUCAAUAGUUCUGGUUCUUCAUUCCUUCUUGACAACAUGGCCUCGCUUGAAUUAUUGAUCUUGUUCGGAUGGGAUAAACUAAAGUCUCUGCCACAUCAGCUUCGACAUCUUACUGCCCUCAAGCAAUUGAUGUUAGUGGACUUCAAUGGCCUGGAAGCUUUGCCAGAGUGUUUGGGAGACCUCUCUUCUCUUCAUAGGCUGGAGAUCUUGAAUUGCUCUAAUUUGACUCAUUUGCCUUCUAUUGAAGCCAUGCGACGCCUCUCCAACUUACAAUAUCUUUGCAUUUGGGAUUGUCCUAAAUUGAAGAAAAGAUGCGCCAAAAAGAGGGGCCUCGAAUGGUCCAAGAUAGGCCUCGAAUGGUCCAAGAUAUCCCACAUUCACAAUAUCAGUAUAGAUUGGGAGGACGUGAGGCAGGGGGAAUGCAAAUUCUCCAUGGGUAUAGUUCUAUUGGUUGUUAAGAUUGCGACAUCAAGUGUGGAUGUGAUGUGUUGGUAUGAGGUGAAGUGCAGUAAGCGAUUUGAAUCGAUAAAAAUCGUGGAUAUUGAAAAAUCGAGUUAGUCAGACUAAAUACUUAUGCAUCUGCACAGGCCUCAGAGUUCAUCCAAACCUAGUCCUUUCUUAUUUUCAUAAUUCUUAGGCAUCAAUCAUUCCAGUAGCCAUCGCCGAAUUGUGAACUCAUGCAUAAUCAAAUGCUUAGAUUAGCCAACUGUAAAUUUCUGAUGGAGUAGAAGACUGGCAAGACUGACAAUCAAAAGCUUUCAUUUUUAAGGCAAUCUAAUUUUCCUGCUCUGAAACCAAAAAUAUCAUGAUGACUGGAGGGUGAUUUUCAUGCUGGGGACCCAACCAGAUGAGUGGUCCUCUCUUUGAGUUGUUGAUGCUCAUAAACAGAUUUAGCUAUUCUACAGCCGUGUAGUUUUUGAAUUAUGACCACAUUUUGAGGUGCAAGUUUACUGGUAUAUAGACUUCUGUCUUGCUGAUCAAAGUCUUGAGCUGUCUCAGAUUGCCAAUUUAAGUGGACUGCCCUGCAAAGGGUCUUGUGGUUUUAUGGUAGAAUAUCUCUUUCAACUGCCAACAACUGAAGAAGAUGACAUGCAAUCAACAAAUGGAGGGAAGUGAAACUGACAAUCAGAUCCCUGUGCACCAAGUUAUUGCAUGUAGGACGGUCUCAAUGGCAUCAAUGUGGUUAUGAUAGAGUUAUAACUCCGGAUUUAUCAAACAAUGGCUUAAUCAGAGAAGUGCAAAACUUUUGUCUCAGCUAGUCUUAUUGAAGAAAAUGAGGAGAUGGGGAAUGCAAUGAAAACAGAAUGAUUGGAGUUGGAAUUCAGUAUAUUUCAGUGUUCAUCAAAGCUUUGAAAACAUUUUUGAGAGUGCAUGUAGCAGUUCAUAAUUUGUUUCGUUUAGAUUCAUGUCUUGAAGCAGAUGUGAACAAGAUUAUAUGCUUCACUUUCUAAAAUGCAAGGAGCAAUUGGAGAUAUAUGAACGAGAAAAAAGAGUACACCAAAAGAAAAGUGCCUCUGUUCUUUGCCUUGGGAAGCUAUGGCAGAAAUCUACUGCGGCUCAUUAAGUGUCUUCAAGCAGAUGCUGUAAUAUGUUUCAUCGUCUGAACUUAUGCCUGUUUCAUUCUCAUUUGUUCUCCAUUUUCCUGUUGUAUUACUUGGUUUCUCUUUCCUUUUGCUGUUCUUGUGAUUGUUUGAAGAUGAUUUUGCAACACUCUCUUGAUAUGGUGGAGCUAUUUUUCAUGGACCGGAGGUCCCGUGGUUUUUACUCUUCGAUUUGAAGGGGUUUUCCAUGUAAAAAUUGUGCUGUCUCCUAUGUGUGUUCAUUUGCUUGAGCCAUUUUCAUUUGUUUACAUGUUUAAUUACUGUCGUAUUUGUUGAUCUGAAAAAGAAACUAAUCUCAUAAAC